AUGAUGUAAGAAAACAUCAAUGUGCUAAGGAGUUCUCUGUAUUCAUGGACUGUAUUAAAGCCAGUGCUAAGAAAAUGAAAACGAAGCUUUAACCGUGAACGUUUAGUAGUCGUCAAACUAGCGAAAUAAACUGAUAAAGAAUUUGAAUGAUUCUCUCAAGAAGAAAAUACGCAAUUUGUGUUCACUGUAAAAUUUGUACACGAAGCCUCCAGAUGGAAAAACCAAGAAAAUUUUAUUAGUUUUGUAGUCUGAUUUUUUCAGGUUACUUUUACAAGUCUGAUUUUUACAAAUGUAUUGUUUGUUUCAGAUAUGUUUGGAUCGUUUAGAAAUGUUGCCAAGACCGGACUAAGUUCAGUGUUGACACGAAGUAUACACUCGGUGCCGAAAAAACGAUUUUACAAAAACGUUUCCGUAGUUCAAAAUAACUCCAAGUUUGAAAUUAAUUUAGAUCAUAGAAAACUCAAAACUCCACUUGGCGGCCCUUUCCAGGUGAAGAGUGAACCGCUAGCCCAUGCUAUAGCAAACGAAUGGCUAUCACAGAAGGAUACAAUUCAAUUAAGUCAGAUGCACCUGACCGGCCUUUGCAACACGUGUAUUGAUAACCCUGGUAGAACAAAGAAGGAAGUUCUUGUCGAAUCUAUAUUAGGUUUUUUGGGAACAGAUACUGUUCUAUUCUACUCCGACGAACCUCCUCCUCUACUUAAACUACAAAAAGAACAAUGGUCUCCUAUUAUCGUUUGGUUUAAUAAUAGGUAUGGAGUAGAGGUAGCACCUACCCUGGAUAUUACUCCUCCACAGUUAUCAGACAAGGAUCGUAAGAUACUGGAGAAACACCUUCUGUCCUACAGCUGGAGUGCUAUACAGGGAAUCUCUUUUGGUGUUGAUGCUAUCAAAUCCUUGAUUUUGACUCUUGCUGUUUUGGACAGAAGGGUGACCGUUACUCAAGCUGUUACUCUUUCCCGUUUAGGUGAGAUUUAUAAAAACAAUGACUAUUAUGGAAUUUUUUCUUGUGGACACCUAAAUGGCCUCAGGGAAGGUUUAAGCCGAAGGGCGUUAAGAAGUGUCCGGGCGUGAGAUGAUGCCCGGGUA
This is a messenger RNA of Eurytemora carolleeae, 1089 nucleotides long. RefSeq names its product ATP synthase mitochondrial F1 complex assembly factor 2. The record is from RefSeq and is a predicted model, not a curated record. Bases 310 to 1074 code for a protein of 254 amino acids. Lineage: Eukaryota; Metazoa; Arthropoda; Copepoda; Calanoida; Temoridae. Gene Ontology annotation, biological process: mitochondrial proton-transporting ATP synthase complex assembly. The transcript is spliced from 7 exons. Gene Ontology annotation, cellular component: mitochondrion.